AUGUUAUUAAAAAUUAAGUCGCUUUCUGUCUCUGUGUGUCUGUUCCUUCACCAGACUGAGAUUGCCAAGAGACUAAACACCAUCUGUGCACAAGUCAUUCCCUUCCUCUCGCAGGAGCAUCAGCAGCAGGUCGUCCAAGCUGUAGAGCGCGCAAAACAGGUGACUAUGGCAGAGCUCAAUGCUGUCAUCGGGCAGCAUCUAUCCCAUAACCAUGGUGGUGCCCCUGUGCCCAUGACCCCUCACCCUGCCGGCCUCCACCCCUCUCAGCUGGGCGGUUCGGCUGGCCUCCUGGCUCUGUCAGGAGCACUUGGUGGUCUUCCUCCACAUCUGGCUGGAAAAGAUGGUGAUAAAAAGCCUCACCUGGCCGGACCAGAUUCCCACCCUGGAGGACCCGAGCACCUGAGAGAGAGAGAGCCUGGAACUAGUAACUCGCUGCUGCCAGAAAGUCUCAGGAACUCAGAUAAGCGACGCAAUGGACCUGAUUUUUCAAACGACACCAAGAAACGCAAGGUGGACGACAAGGACUCCAGUCACUAUGAUAGCGAUGGGGACAAAAGUGAUGAUAAUUUAGUGGUGGAUGUUUCAAAUGAGGAUCCAGCCUCCCCUCGUGGCACUCCUCUCCCCUCACCCAGAGAGAACGGCAUGGAUAAAGCACGUCUUCUCAAGAAAGACCCCUGUAGUCCAGCCUCUACUGCUUCAUCAGCAAGCUCCUCCUCCCUCAAGUCCAAAGAGAUGGCAAUGCGAGAUAAAGCAGGCACACCUGGGCUAAAGUCAAGCACACCCACACCCAGAGGUGACUCCACUCCUGGUCCAAGCACCACACCUGGAAUCAGGCCCAGUCUGUCCAAACCCCCCUCCAUGGAGAUACCACAUCCACCUACUGCAGGUUUGCGAACGCCCCUGGCUGUACCAGGCCCAUACCCGGGUGCUUUUGGUAUGUUGCCCCAUGCAGCAGGGAUGAAUGGGGAGCUGGCAGGGGCUGCGGCCUAUGCUGCUGGACUGCACAACAUGUCACCCCAGAUGAGCGCUGCCGCCGCGGCCGCUGUGGCUGCAUAUGGCCGUUCACCCAUGGUUGGGUUUGAUCCUCAUCCUCACAUGAGAGUUCCUGGAAUACCUCCAAGUCUGACCGGAAUCCCUGGUGGAAAACCUGCCUACUCUUUUCACGUGGCGGCUGAUGGACAGAUGCAGCCAGUACCGUUCCCCCCGGAUGCUUUGGUAGGUCCGGGCAUCCCUCGCCACGCCCGUCAAAUCAACACACUGAACCACGGAGAGGUGGUGUGCGCUGUCACCAUCAGUAAUCCAACCAGACACGUUUACACAGGAGGGAAGGGUUGUGUCAAGGUCUGGGACAUUAGUCACCCAGGAAACAAGAGCCCUGUGUCACAGCUCGACUGUCUGAACCGAGACAACUACAUUCGCUCCUGUCGCCUCCUCCCUGAUGGGCGAACGCUUAUAGUGGGUGGUGAGGCGAGCACUUUGUCAAUAUGGGAUCUGGCCACACCCACUCCCAGGAUCAAGGCAGAGUUAACGUCAUCAGCACCGGCGUGCUAUGCUCUGGCCAUCAGCCCGGACUCUAAGGUCUGCUUCUCCUGCUGCAGUGAUGGCAACAUCGCAGUCUGGGAUUUACACAAUCAGACACUUGUUAGGCAGUUCCAGGGCCACACAGAUGGAGCCAGCUGUAUUGACAUCUCCAAUGAUGGCACCAAGCUGUGGACCGGAGGCCUCGAUAACACGGUUCGCUCCUGGGAUCUGAGAGAGGGGCGGCAGCUGCAGCAGCACGACUUCACAUCACAGAUCUUCUCUCUUGGCUACUGUCCGACGGGAGAGUGGCUCGCUGUGGGAAUGGAGAGCAGCAACGUCGAGGUCCUUCAUGUCACCAAACCCGACAAAUACCAGCUUCACCUACACGAGAGCUGUGUACUGUCUCUGCAGUUUGCCUACUGUGGUAAAUGGUUUGUGAGCACAGGAAAGGAUAACCUACUAAAUGCAUGGAGAACACCCUAUGGAGCCAGCAUAUUCCAGUCUAAAGAAUCUUCCUCUGUGCUAAGUUGUGACAUAUCUGUGGACGACAAGUACAUCGUCACUGGUUCAGGGGACAAGAAGGCCACUGUUUAUGAGGUCAUCUACUAAAAAUGUGAAAGGAAAUCAAGGACAUCUGCUCUUUUUCCACACACUGAUUUGUUUCUAGAAAUGUUCACAAUGGAGCCUGAAAUCGCAGACAACAGUGAUGAUCACGGUCUGUUUUUCUGUUACAUCUGCCGAAGACACAUAGAAAGGAGAGAACACGCACACGUGUGUUGUGCCAGUAAACAUGACUCAAUAUCAGCUGGGAGCUUUUCACUCGAGAAGCUGGAUGUUAAUGGAACGAGAGGAACCGUUUGGAUGUUCUUGUCUCUGCUGCUUUUUGCUGUGGACUGCACUGGGAUCAGAUACAGGGACCAAGAAAUGAGUGAACUGAAGUGCAUCGGAUUGACUGGGACCAACUCCUCUGGAAAAUACUGUACUGAACAUCAGAUACUAAGACACUUGAUUCGGUGUGACGACCGGGGGGCGGAGACCCCAGAAGAAAAACUCUAGCAGGUUGAAUAUGUGAACAAACAACAGAAAGACGGAGCAGGAUGUGGACAUACCUUUUGACAGACGAGAGGAGAAGCAACAGCAGAAGAACAUUUUAUAGACGGAGAAUGCGGAACAUGUUUGAUUUGUUCUCGACAGAUAUCGCUCACAGCCUGUUUGUCUCUCAGCUUUGACUCUUUGACCUUAAAAACGUCAGCUUGCUGUUCUGAAACACCUACACUGUGUGAAAAGUACCUUUUUUCAGUCUUAACACUAAGUCCAAACCUCACUAACUGCACUGUAGCUGCAACCGUCCACCCACACACUCGGUACACACUGUACUUAGAAAAUACCCUGACAGGACCUUUGAAACAUACUGAAGGCCUUGUUGACUUGUCCAUCAUCAUGCUACUUCUGUGAUGGGUUAAUAAGAUCCUCGUGAGGUGCUGUACGUCCUUCUAAUGCAAUCCAAGAGAAUUUAAAGUCUUUUUAUAAUGGAGAAAUAUUUACCAAACUAAAAAAGCCUUGAAAACAGGACAAUAUACUGCAAAUGUUGUUCUGAUAAUUGGAUUUAUCCUCAAAAACUCAAACCUUUCUCUUACGUUUUAACUCAUCCGAACACAAAUCCUGAAGUCUUAAAGACGUUGACGGAAAUGUUGACAGGAAGGCGGCACUGUGUGUGGCGGUUGGUACUGUCACCUCACAGCAAGAAAGAUCCAAGUUUGAUUCCCAGCUUGAGUUUGCAUAAAAGAAAAAGGAAACAGCCACAUGAGCCCUCAUAUGUUUAAAGUCUUGGUCCCUCCUCCUUCUUCUUGAACAGCUCUUUCAUCAACUAAUCAAUAUUUCAGAGACUCAGUUUGGAUUAUUGAUCGGCUGGAUAUUGUUUCAGAUUGAUUUCUUUUGUUGCAGUGUAAACAUGUCCCUGCUGUUCAUUUUAAUGCAGUUCAUUUGUCUCUGCUCUCUUUGACAAUAAGUUCACUGGUUGAGGUCAUGAUAAUUAGGAUGAUGAUCUCAAAUAAAAGAUGUUUCCACUAUAUUUAAGAUUUAAAAGAAGCAACCCUAUAAUUUCAGUCUUACUCCUGUAAAUUCACCCUGACCCUGCCUUUGUCACUCUUUGAAACACGUGAUGUAUAAUCAUGCUUUGUGAACCAGGACCAGCUCAAUGUGAUUUCAUCUCGUUUAUUGGAAAUCUUAUAUGAAGAAAUGUCCUCUGCGAUACAUUCACUGAACAAAUGACAUUUUCCCACAUGGUCACUUGUUUGAACGCAUUAUUGAAACCGGCUUAAUUGCAUUAAAGCGUUAAAAAGUUUUUUUCUCUUUACAGAGAAGUUUGUGGGAUUUGCAAACAGGAUUACAUAAAUUGUCUGGACGAUUUAAUCGAGGAGGAGAAGUCGUAUUUCAGCUUCAGGAAGGAACCAAUCUCAGCCAUUUUAAACCCAUUAUUUCAUGACUUUGUGUUUAGUUUUUUUUUUCUAUUUCUGUCUGUUGAAUGUUUGUAAAAAUGUAUAUAUGUUUUUUUUCUUACAGGACAUGCUUUAGGAAUAACAAAAAUUUUUUGUACGUCUUUUACAUGGAGAAGAAAUGUCUAAUCAGGAGAAAUACUAAACGGUCUUAAUGCUAGCUAAUCUAUAAUGAUUGAAAUGUCUAGACAAUAAAUGUUUUUUUUGUAACUGGAGUGGUUUUCCUGGACUUUCUGGGUUGGAACUAGAACACUUGUUUGGAUCAAUCACAGAUAAUUUUAAAAGAAGCUCAAAGUUUUUAAAAUCAGCAUCAUAAACAGAUGAUUUAGAAUCCGGAAAUGAAACAAAACUUAAUGGGGGAAGUUAGUCACUGGAACAACACCUCAGUGCCCAGGAGGAUAGUGGUUGUCCUCAUUUUGCUUUGCUUGGAUGUUUGAAAUAAAAUAUGUUUAUUACUUUGUAAAAUCA
This is a messenger RNA of Paralichthys olivaceus (Japanese flounder), 4484 nucleotides long. The record is from RefSeq and is a predicted model, not a curated record. NCBI's taxonomy places the organism in Eukaryota, Metazoa, Chordata, Actinopteri, Pleuronectiformes, Paralichthyidae.